UAUGCUGUUGCUCCCUCAAACGGGCGUGAUACUGAACAUCAACGUGACAUUUGAAGGAGGAGGUUGCCAACGAUUCUAUUAGUGCAACGAGGAUGGUUUGGCACCGGUGAAGGUUUUUUUUGGCUAACAACAAUUUAACGACCUUUUUUCAGAGUGAGCGGUAAUUUAGUUGUUUUUCAGACCGUGUUAUAAGUCACUUGUCCUGCAUUCUCACAGCCGUUGCGGUCUCUGCACCAACAAUCACACCCGUGCUGCACGUCAAGGAGGAAACUGUCACCUCUGCUUCGACUGAAUCUUCAACAUCGCUCCUAAAUGACAAGGAAGAUGUUUACAGAUGAACCCACCACCCUAAAGAAGCAAACCUCCACCAUGAAAACAUUGGCUAGCUGGAGGCUAACGCGCCGUUGCUAGUUAGCUAAGUUGGCUACAUCUGUUUGAACUUUGUUGGCACACCACCGUGAUCAACUUGGGAUAUCAAUCUUGUUUCACCCAGACGGAUCCAGAGAAUGGAGGAUAACUCAUUGUGUUUUGGCAAAAGUUGGCUAUCAUUCAGCUCACAGUGAAGCCAUGCUAGUAUUUAACGUGACUCACGGGGUGUUGAUGAAUGUGUCCCUCGGCUUCGUCGGGUGUUGUCUGGCUGUGGUCUCUCACUCAAACGCUGCUGAUGACUCGUAAAUGACUAAAGAGAAGAUUGGGAUCGUCUUCUGAGACAAAGACUAAACUCCUUAACUUGACAAAAACAGUCUUUUUUUUUUUCUUUCUUUAAACUAUUAUCAUGGGAUCCCUAAGGGCUCUCCAGGAGUGGUGUCGGAUUCAGUGUGAAAAUUACAACCAUGUGGAAAUAAAGGACAUGUCCUCGUCCUUUCGGGACGGUUUGGCAUUUUGUGCCAUUAUACAUCGAUUCAGACCAGAUCUCAUGUAAGUAUUCGGUAACUUUAUAAGAGAGACUGUUAAAAUGCUUAUAUUACUCUAGAAAACCUCUAUGGGGAAUAACAGCAGCAGACCAAAGAAGCUGUUCUUUUCAGUUCAUGUUUUAGAUAUUAUGGAAAGUAGGGCUGGGCGAUAUGGGAAAAAGUUUAUCACAGUAUAUCUUUUCUCAUAUUAGUCGAUAUAAAUUAUGAUAUAAAAAGAACCAUUUGUCAAUCUUAGAUGUUCCCUGUUACUCUUAAAUGAAAUUUAACUGUGCUUAUUGGUAGUAUGUCUUUUGCUCCUGCAUCUAUGAGGUCUCUGUGUCUCUUCGAUGUUUGGUCGUAAGGCGUUGCGCUAGACAGAACUGACUGACCCGGGAUUUCCCCCGCUCCCGGAACGGGCAUUUUCGCUUUAUGCCAAUUCCUACGGGAUCCGUUUUCGUAGGCAAAUUUCGUAGUGGAUUACGGACAGCGGUAAUCGCGAGAACUCACAAGAACCCGCGGAUUCACAAGCUGAUCGCGCGAUAAACCUUUCACUUGAAAUACGGUCAGUGUUUUAUUUAGAAAAGAAGCCAGAUGUUUUAUUUUGUGUCUGUGCCCUACUCCCUUUCCAGCACGGGUUAAUUUGUGCUGAAUAUAUCCGGCAUUCUCCAGCGUCUGGAAAAAAUAAAAUAGAACUCUUGCGAUUAGCUGCAGAAUCCGGCGGUCCGCAGCGGAACGAAGCCAGUGGAAAUUGACACAUUGACACAUUGACACAUUGACAUGAAUGGCUUCGAUCGCUGGACAUGGCCUUUUCAUAGCCAUUUUAGAUGCGGUGGAAAUUGGGGGUGAAUCGACGGUUCGGCGCGGACCUGGAGCAACUCCCCUUUUCAUUGGCUAUUCGUAUACUCUACCAAAACAUGGCAGUAGCCGGCUAUCGAAAAGCAUAUUGACUGUGUUUCAUAUCGAUAUCAAGGGAAAUUUAUUUUUGAUAUAUAUCAUUAUCAUUUUAUCGCCCAGCCCUAGUAGAAAGCAGAGAUGUUGUUAUUUCGAAAUGAUUUCAAAGUACUUACACAGCAGAAGCUCAUUUAUCCAAAUCCCAGAAUAUUUCAUAAUCAGUGCCCUUGUGUUUUGUCAGGCUCCGUUUUCUAAAAAUAAACUCAUUUGCUCUUUCAGGGACUGUAGUCGUCCCAUUCAGAUUCAGCAAUACUUAAGCUCAAUGUGGUGUUGAAUAAUCAUAUCCAAAUACCAGUACAGAUAUUUUCAGGAGUAUUGUGUAGUGAGGAGCCAGUGUGCUGUAAUUAACUAAGGCAGACAAGCCAUGCCCUGUCUGUAACAACACGCCCCUCCUGUGGAUUUUGCACCUCCACAUACAGUAGAGAAUCCACACAAACAGCACUGCAGUAUUUCAGGGGAGGCAUGCCUUUCUUAUUACAUAAUCUUUUUAAUGAACAGUUGAUAAGUUAAACUCAAACAGACCAAUAGUAGAGUAUGCUUCGAUUAGUAUUUGCAUAAAGAUAGAUGAAUCAUGAGACCGGUGUGUAAACAUUUUGGUUUAACAGAAACUCAGACUGACACUGAACUUGCAUCUGUGGGGAAGAAGGUGGUCCCAUUUACACACAAUGCAGCUCUGUGCAGUUCAGUGGGCAGUGCACACUGUUGACAGCAUCAAGAUAAGUAGUUUGAUUCUGUUUGAAACAUGUUGAACCAGCCUUGUUGCUGUAGGUGGGUUUUCUAACACGGUCCACUCAAUAGAAUUAUUAUACAGAGGAAAUUUUGCACUGAUAGAACUUUUUGCCAACUCUUCAGAUGGUCCAGACUUUGGUGUGCAGAUUUAACAAUACUUGAAAAGCAGAAAAGGACAAGUCAGUGAGCUGAACAGACCUGCACCUCUUCAGUUUGUGUCCUAGCAUGCCUCUUGUGAAGCCGGAGUGGCCCUGCAGAACUAGAUCUGACCCACUCUGACAGUCAGUCGGGCUGAGACCUCCGUCUGUCAAACUGAAUUUAGCUCCAAUAUUAAGAAUUAUGUAUUCUCUGAUGUCCAUGUAUUCUUAACAAGAUACCCUGCAGUAAUACAAGAGAGAUAUUGGUACGGUCAUUUAACCCGGGAGUCAGAGAGGCUGCAAGAACUUCACACAAAAUUGGAUUUUAAUCGGAUUCUUUUCACAUAGAUGUCUCCCUCAGCCACACUUGCAGAUCUGUUAUCAUAACACACCCUUUUUAUGUCAUCUACCCCUUAUCUCAAACUAUUCAGUGCAUCACGUUCUAUUUGAAUCUUCACAAAAUGACUAAUUCCCAAUAUUGCAUGUUCUUGCACAAACUUUUCCCACUGACUGAACCAGAUUUAGCAGCUCUACCGGCUCACCCAGGUUUUGAUCAUGUGGAUUUAAAUGGCUGACAAGCGGGACACGCACACUCUUCCUCAGCGGUUCGCCUUCCCAAAAUAAACUUUGGAGUGAGACUGAGUCACAGCGGAUUAGGUUCGCGACUCCAAUCACACAUGGCGGCACAUCAUCAGUGUCUGUGUCUGCCGGUGCCGUCUCCUCUGUCAGCGUCAAUAUUGCGGACCCUCAGUGGUUAGGUCAACAUAUUUAAAGUUUCUGCUUCUCAAUCUGGCUAUAUUGUUCUUUUCUGACAGAGCAGGCUUGUUGUGACAUGAUCUUGACAUUACAGCUGCUGCUCAGUGUGUUUGUGACCAUGGGAACUAGAUUAGAGAGAACAGAGGUCACUUUGUUUUGCUCCAACACGGAGCUCAUUUAUAGGAUUUCGCCUUCUUGAGACUUCCACAUGGUCUACACAAGCUCUCACUGGGGUCAUGGAGCUUUUUCUGCCCUGCCUCGACACACUUGUGCUCACGCUCUUAAGCACAUAACCACACUUUCCUUUCUGGAACACCUCAGACUUUUUUUUUUACUGCAGGAUGUUUACUGGUGAGAGGCCUUACUGUAGUUCCUUGCUUUAGGCUUUUCAAAGCAGGGCCUUGUAAUUAUCAGCCCAUCACUCCUGUUUGAUGCUGGAGCUUGUUUCCUUUUGUCCAAGCAGUUUUACAGCCAUCAUUUCAGGGUGGUUCAGGAGCUCUGCUGCUUGGCAUUCUAGCCGUUCACGCUGUCAAGCCAAUAAUAGCUUUCUGAUGGUUCAUAACAUACUGUAAGUUAAAAAAAAGAGGGGGGCCAGCAGGCUAAAUACAGUGCCAGCCCGUGUCAGCGUGACUGAGACAGUUACUUCUUUGUAAUCCUCUUCAGUCCUUCUGAUAAAUUAAAAUAACAUGAUUUGUAGUUUGUUCAGUCGCUUCUUUUGAGUCAAAUUUAAAAACUGACUUUUACAGACGUGCUUUUAUGUGAUGCCGUCUUUUAUCUUUUAGCUUUAUCUUUUAUCUGUCGUCUCUUAUCUCUUUUAUCUCUAUCUCAUUUUGGCUUUACUAUCUUUUUAGCUUUUUUUCAUACUUGUACUCUUUUCUUAAUGAACCUUUUAGGCCUUUUAUUGUUUUAUCUCUUGCUCAUUUCUGUUGCUCUAUUUUAUCAUUACUAUUAUUAUCAGGAUUACCUGUUAUUAUUUUAUAAUCAUUGUUGAUAUUAGGGCCCGACUGAUAUGGAUUUUUUUGGGGCCGAUACCGAUUAUAAGGGGGAAAAAAACCCCAGUGAUUAUCUUUGAAAGUUUUGGAUUGUAACAUUUAUUCUCUCUUUUCUCUCCAGAGACUUUUGUUCAUUGUCUAAAGAAAACGUUUACGAGAACAACCGACUGGUGAGUCAAUUUCACAGCUUUAUAUUUUGCAGAUUAAGCAUGCCUGUUAUCUUGUAUGCAUGGGUCUUUACCUUUUUUGUGUGUAGUGAAAUCAUCUCAUGAGCUGAUUCAUACCUGUAGCCUCGUGACAGGCGUAGCAUCGUCACUGAAUGUGUUUCUUUUAGCCGUUAAAGUAUUAAAUCCAAAGACUACAUGCAGUCAUAGUGGGUGGGACUCGUGUAUGUUUGCCUGUCUGUGCAGGAUAGAAGCACUGAUGAAGUCUGGCAGGGUUAGAGGGAAAGGGAGGAGGCCCAAGUGUUCUGGGGUCUGAAGAAAAAUCUUGACAGAAGCCUGUGGAUAGACCAUGUUAAGAGGAUUUCAAGAGCAAAAGUGCUGAAUUUACAGAUUAUCCUAAAUCAGGGGAUUGGAAGAACUUUUUUUUUAAAUCUUAUUCCUCAUUUUGGGUUUUUCUACGUCAUCUUAAAGCUAACAGACUAACAGAAUUGCGAGGGAUGAAAUGGGAGUCUCCGUAUUUUCAGUCUGAGCUAAGCUUUGGCUGCUGUCAAGAGUCUUUUAAUCCAGCAGCUUCAGAAAAAGCGAAGUAGUUCAGUUUUAGCACCAGAAUUGAAUACAGUGUGCCAGCUGUCAUUUGGGUUUGCAUAGAUCUUACUCAGAGGCAUUUCUCAUGGAUGAAUCUGUGAGUGUAAAUGUGGUUAAAACCCAAAUCAUCUAGUUUAGAUUUAAAUAUUAAUGAGCCAGACGUGAGCACACUCCUUAAAGGGACGGUUGAAGCUCUGAUGCCUUUAGAGUCACACUGUCUUGAGAUUGAUGAAUAUUAUCUACUAACAGCCUGCAGCCUCUAUUUUUAGAAUCAGAACUAAGCUCUGCAGGAGGGGACAAUCUGCUCUUCAGUAGUCAAAACCUCACUUUAAUCUAAACUGCUGUCUAACAAUGUUUGCAUAGAUUUCACUUGAUGUGAUUAGAUGCAGUGCCUCUCAUACAAAUAUCCUUAUUGAUCUAAAUGGAGAGAGCGAAUAAAGAAUUGAGUAAAACAUUUUCAGGUAUUCAGACGCUCAUCCUCUCAAAGAUAAACUGUCUGCCUGCUCUCAUCCCUCGUGAUAUUGAGCCGUGCACGUUUUUUUUUAAACAUCAGUUAUUAGUCGCUGAGGUUUCUCCUGCCGUUCAAGUACAGUUCAGGUAAAUGGGCUCUUAAUUUGCCAUUAGAGGAAUCCGUUAAAACAUGUGAGAGCAAACCCAAUCUGUCUGCCAUUUACUCACUUUGACAAUUUUUUUUUUCCAUGCAGCGACUUAGUUCUGCUAAAGUUGUCCAAAACCACAAAAAAAACCAAGAGGAGUUGUAAAGUUUCAGAGUCAGGACUUGUCGAGUGACAAACUGUGUGGUUUUGACUGUAAAUUUAUUUUUUAUUUAUUAAGAAAAUAACCACAGCAGUUUGUUUUAAUAGGUAGUAGGUAGGGCUCUAAUCGGAGAAAUUCUUGGUCAACUAAAACCCUGAAAUUUUUGACCAGAAAUCGACUAAUGGGGGGCGGGGGUCCGACUCUGACAGUAAACUCUUCUGCGGUAGGGGAAGGGGGAAGGUCUCGCCCUCCUUGCCUCUGAUUGGCUAGAAGUGCUGGGCUCCGAUUGGUUAUUCCUUAUGGCUGUGAAACGUCAUCGUCUGUCGGGUUAAAGUAAGGGUUAAAGUUAGGAGAUUCAGAAGUGCGAUAAUGUUCUGUCAUGCUCUGUUUGAUGUACAGAGCCGACAGCCCACGUUUGGCUUGAGCGUGUGAUGAUGUUUCCAGUUUUUCUAGUCAGUCAGAGGCAAAGGAGGCGGGACAUUCUCCUACCUAUCACAAAAAAAAUUGCCCACCGGACAUUGGUUAAUGUGGACUCUCUUCAAUCUAACCGUCUCCUGUCGGUCUUCAGUGGGUUGGGCAAAUACAAAAUGGUGAAAACAAGGGGGUUGUUCUGAGACAGGCUGUUACCUGUGAAACGGGGGUGCUCUGAAAACAUCCCUCCCAAUGAUCUUAACCAUAGACUGUUAAUUGAUGUGGAAAAAAAUUGAAUUGACCAAUCAGAAUUUUGGUCGACUCAGCACGUAUCGAUUAGUCGACUAGUUGACUCUGACUUUACAGCCGUAGUAGUAGAAGGUCUAUUGUUGUUUUAAUGAUGUUUCAUUAUUAUUCUUUAAGUUCUUCAGCGUUCUCACUCUCUCCUCCCUCAAGUGUCCUUCUCUAUCCUUCCUCUUCGUCCUCUCAUCAUCUUUUCUCCGUCACAGGCAUUUGAAGUGGCCGAGACGCAGCUGGGGAUUCCAGCUCUGUUGGACCCCGAAGACAUGGUGUCCAUGAAAGUCCCUGACCGGCUCAGCGUCAUCACGUAUGUCUCACAGUACUACAACUUCUUCAACAACAAGUCUCAAGGUGAGCACAAUAAAUCAAGUGGAAACAGCGCUGACAUAAUCAUCUUUGGCUUAUUCCUGUUUUUUUUAAUUGUUCAUGAUUUUGACUUCUUGUCGUAUCUUUUAACCCUUUAAUGCCUGAAACCAAAAUUAUGGCCAGAAAAUUCAAAUUUUUCGAAGCUGAAAUGUUUAUUUCACUUAUUACUGAAAACCAAAAAGAUCAAAAUGUCCUUAAAUUUUAACAAAUAUAUUUAUUUAUCUUGUUUAGUACAUUAGAUGUUUUUGGAAAUUGAUAAACCACAAGAGGACAUUUUUAUAAUUUAUCAGACUAUAUUUGGGGUUUUUUUUUUGUAAUUUGUUGAUCAUAUUGAUUUGAUAGAAGUAUCAUAAAAGUAUGUAUGAAAUAUGAUACAAUAGGCAAUAAAAGUCUACAGACAUUUAAUCGUCAUGACUGAAGUAACCUUUGUGUGUCGCAGUGACUUUUAUAACUAGUUUAUGUGAUUCUUUCUUUCCCGCAGCAAACCCUCCUUGUAUGAAAAGGCUGGGUCCUGCUGGUCUUCAUGAGCCGGCUCAGAAAAAGCCUCCUGCCCCCUUGGAUGACAGAGUUAUUGAGGCUGAGGUAAGAUGCAUUUGGCAGCAGGACAAUGCACACAGGAAUGUGCACGUGUCGAUUAUAAAUCUGGACUUUACUCUGGGCCACAGCUAAAACUGAAUCGCCGAACUGCACCGCAUUUCUACGACACUGCAUGUAAAUAGUUUCAUUCUUUGAGAAACUUUUGUCUUAUGGUGUCCUUGUGUUGCCUGGAUACGCCCACAGAGGCCUCAUAUCAAGCCUCAGGAUUAUCAGCAUAAUUCUGCAUGUGCUUUGUGGGGGUAUUAAGUCAUCACAUCUGUACAAUACAAAUCCCAUCCUGCCAUUGCAGUACAACAAUGCCCAGUGUCCAAGUGCAUUAUAGUUACCACUUCCUUUUGUGGGCUUUGUGUUGCACAGCAGGAGAAAAUAGAAGCCACAGAGGUAGAGUAAUCCUAUAAAGAUAGCCUCUGUAUCCUGUCUCUCUUUUCUUUGCAUGCCCUCGACUUCUUUCCUCCAUCCCCAUACUCCUCUGUACUAGCAUCCUCACCAUUCAAUCCCCAACCCCCCUCUUCAGAUGGAAAUCCAUCCCACUCCCUCCUCUUCCUGCUCUUCUUCCUCCUCACAUCUGGUCCCCCCUCCGCUCUCUGGUUCUGAUCCUAGGCAGUAGAAUGGGGGUCGGGUCGGGGUGGGUUUAAAGCAGUUAGGUCAGUCUCCUUUAACCCGCUCUUGUAUAUAAAAUACUAACUGUAGUGCUAGCUAACCCUACCUCCUAUAAUGAAUCAACUAAUCCUAAGUGUCGAUCAUACCCAGAAUACGUGAUCCCCAGAGCCACUAACCCAAACCGUUUGGAUUUUCUUACUAAAACAUCUUCCUAUAACUCGAUUCUUUCUAUUUUUAUAUUCAUCAAAUGUUGUUUUGAACUUCAAGGAAAUGCAGAAAUAAAUCACAUGAUUAAUCGAGCAGUAGCUGUUAAAUUAGCCCAGUAGAUGGAGCUAGCCAAACAAAUUGAAAAAAUCCACAACAUCCUGAAAUCCUGACUCCGUGUUUGAUCUCCCCCCUACUCCAUCACUCCCUCAUCUCCCCCCUGUUCCCCUAACGUCUCCUCCCUGUCCUCUGUCUGCGAACAACAUCCCGGUCACUCGCUCCAGUCGAGCGAGACUGAGCAGACAGGUGUGGGAGUGGCUUCAGAGGUCACCCGCAACACGCUCAGCAGCACCUGCGCCGCCUGCCAGAAACAUGUCCAUCUGGUGCAGAGGUUUCUCGUGGAUGGCAAGCUCUACCAUCGCAACUGCUUCAGGUGACACUGCUGCGACAGUCUACCCGUGUGUCUUUCACAAAUUUGAGCCCAAACUUAAAGGGAUAUUCCAGCUUAAAAUUAAGUUAGGGUCAAACACACCAUAACACCAAGUUAGACACCUCCUUGAGAGAUGAAUGUUGCUGACUGCUUGCUUCUCUAGUUAUACCAACUUGAGUAACGACCGCAUGAUAGCAAUACACAGCAGUCUAUGUCUCCACUCUAUAGCCACAAAUAAUCAGAACAGCACCUAACUUCAUCAACAGGACAUAUAGGGUUCCAGCCAUAGUACUAGACACCAAACAUCUUUUUAACUUUGCCUGCUUUCUUUCGCAAAGAGACUAAACACAACUCACCCACUCUCCUCCAGCAGCCUCUUGUUUGUGGGGGGAGCCCUGACGAGUCGAUCACCAAGUGCAGCGGAGUUUCGCAGCUCAAGGAAGAACAUUUAUGAUUAUUACUUCAUGGAAAUGAAAUCAGACCGAGACGCUAAGGCAGAACCACUGCGUCUGCAGUGCAAAAUGACUAUUAUGAUGAUUAUUACUUCAUGGAAAUGAUCUGCUGCACUCUGUGAUCGACUCAUAAGGGCUCCCCCACAAACAAGAGGCUGCUGGAGGAGAAUGGGUGAGUUGUGUUUGGUCUCUUUGCUUGAGAAACCAGACAAAGCUAACAAGUUGGGAGUGGGACCCUGUAUGUGCUGUUGAUGAAGUUAGGUGCUGUUCUGAUAAUUUGUGGCUAUAGAGUGGCUUUCUGAGACCGCUGUGUAUUGCUUUCAUGUGGUCGUUACUAAAGUUGGUAUAAGUAGAGAAGCAAGCAGUCGGCAACAUUCAUCUCUCGUGUCUAACUCGGUGAUAUGGUGUGUUUGACCCUGACUUAUAUUUACACCAGAACAUCCCUUUAAAAUUUGCAGAUCUCGGCAAGUGUGAUCUAAUACACAUUUUACCAAGAUGGGACUGGUUUAUCUAUUUACAAACACUUCAUAUCAUGAAGUUGUAAAAGUCAGAAAAAAUCUUUUUUUUUUCUUUGUUUCUUAUUUAUUUAUUUUUACCAUAAACUGCUGAUUUAAUUUCACUCAUUUUAAAAUACUCUUGUUUUUUGAUCAUCUCAGGCUGAUGGAAGGUCUUAACGCUGUUGUGUGUUAUCAUUGCCUCAGGUGCACUGAGUGUCACAGCACUUUGCUUCCUGGAUCCUACAAACUGGGAAGUGACUCAGGGGCCCUGGUUUGCACACACCAUCUUACAAGGAGUGCUUUAGCCUUUCAAAACGGCCGGCCAGAUCUCAGCAAGAGACCAGUGGGGGUUCAGUCCGCCAGGGUUGGUCGCAGCCCAGCUCCUCACCUGUCGCCUCCUGACAGGGAUCAGGCAAAGACUUCUCCGGAGAGGCAAGAGAACAACACCGACACCCAUCAGGACGACUCUGCAGAGAGGACAGAUCCACCGGCCUCUUUGGUAAAAGCAACGGACACAGAGGAUGGGGGAGAAAGAGAUGAGACACCACGAUCCUCCUCUCCUCCGAACCCUUUUGAUGAGAGUGACGAAGAGGAGGAAGAGGAGGAGAAAGAGCAGGAUAUCGAAACACAAGACAAACCAGCAACGAACGAGGACCUCCCUCCUGCACCAGUAGGUCACCAUGACAGUGCUGCUCGCCCGGUUCCUGCACCCCGCAGGGUCUCUGAACCCACACCGCCUCCUCGCCCUGCUCCUCGAGUUCGGCUGACCCGUACAGGAGACAACCUGAGAGUUGGUAUGUCAUCAGUGAAGAGUGUAAAUGAUUGAUGAUCGAUUGGAUCAACCAUUAAUCUUUUUUUUACGUUCUGAUUGAAAUUCAAGGUGAAAACCAAAAGCCUCCGACUCCUCCCAAACCCAGAGAAAGAUCUCAGUCUCCUGGAAGGUAACUGAGUGUUCAUCUCCUGAUCAUCUUCAUCAUGGUCUUCAUCUGUUGACAGCAUGCAUUAUGGUUGUUUCCCUUUGUGGUCUACCCUCUGUGACCCCUCCAUCCUUGUCUUUGUAUCUCACUGCCCAGCCUGUCCACUGGCACCCAUAAACCUAAAGACCCACCUUGGCUUGCUCUGGUCCAAUCAGAAUCCAAGAAGAAGAAAGCCCCUGCCCCUCCCCCGGCCGCACUGGCAACACCCCCCAAUACAGGCUCUAUGUCCUCUCUUAAAGGGGAGGGCUCCAGAACCAGCACCCCCCCUCCGCCCGCCAACCCGUUCGAUGACGAUGAUGACGAAAAUAAUGAGGUGGAGGAAGAGGAGGGGCCUGAAGGAGGUGCAGUACCCGCUACAGUGGCUGCUAGUCACCCUUGGUACAGCAUUACACGGGCAGCUGAUGCUGGAGGUGUGGAAACUCCUCCAAGUGGAGGAAGUUCAUCCCGCUCUGCCAGUCCUGGGAGCAGCAAGAGCAAGAAACGGCCGGCGCCUCCAGCUCCACGACCACCUGCAGGAAACCAAGGUCAGUCUGAUCAGUAUCACAGAUAACAGGCAUCCAACUGUAGCUCUCCCAUAGACUGUAUAUACUAAGGACAACUUGGCUCCGCCUUCCGCCAGUAUACGGGCUUGAGGCCAAAAAGCUCUUGGUAUUUCUGCGUUUUUUCUGAAACCAACAUUGCGCAGUAGUCUUGUACGCAUUCGGCGGGAGAGUCGCUGUGAUGAUGCUCGGUUCAAACAGCAUAUCCCUCAGGUGAGCGACGCAAUCUUUGUAUAGGCUGUAUCAAGUGUCAAUCAUAGACGAACCCCCUAAUAACUUUUAAAAAUGGAGUUGUACAAAAAAAAGAGGACUUGAGCACAAACCAGUCUUACAAUACCGACAUUUCAACAUCGCAACCAGGGGGGAGAAAAAUGUAUAUUCUGUGUAAUAAAUUUCUAAAGCUUGUGCACAGCUCCAUAGGGAUUGCUAGAGGUGGCGGGAUUUAUGACCUAUACUGCAGCCCGUCACCAGAGGGUGCUGUUGGGUGGCUUCACCCAGCGAGGAGGCAGACGGCGUCCAUUCUAUAUACAGUCUAUGAGCUCUCCACAAUGAUACGAUCUCGAUGUUGUCACCAUGCAGCAUGACAGUAGUUUUAAUAGGGGUGUUCCAACAAGGGAACCUAACGAUUUUGAUUUUGAUUAUGAGAGCUUCAAAUUCUUCAUUUCUAAUGAUUUUUGAUUUGAUUAUGGUGCCACAAUUCAUCCAUUAUUGCCAUUUUUAAUCCUUAUUUCCAUACAAGAUUGAAUUUGUCUUCAUUUGUCUCUACAUUUGUAAAUAAAUAGCUUAUCAGUUAACUCAGUUCCUGUAGAACUACACUCAAUAAGUAAAUAAGUUUUUUUUAACAUUUGACUCGUAAUUUUCAAAGACAAAAAAUAUUUUAUUUCAUGACUGUUAUGUAAACAUUCAAACCUACUUAACUUGUACGGGGAAGUUUGGAGACAGUCUCCAGGAUGGUCCUCUGUGCAGCGGGCAUGACCAGAGGAACCUUCUCUGUUUCAGGAUCAAAGCGUUCAGGUGCUGCCUCAUGUUUGUGGCGUUGCUGAGGUUCUUUAUUUCUGCUUUGCAAAUCUUACAAAUCGCGUAGGUCUUGUCAGUCGUCUUAUUUGCUCUCUCAUAAAACCCAAAGUGCUUCCUCAUGGUUACAGUCAGCCCCGGCUGGCGAGAGAAUCAGCCACCCUUUGGUUGCCAUUUUGCAAAGAAACUAACUUGCUCUGUUUGUUGUGGUCCCUCUUACUAAACAGUCGGGGCGGCGCACACGCGUUAAGGUUCCGGUUAUGUGUCGACAUUAUUAUUUAUUUGUUUAUUCAUUUUAAGCAUCAGUGUUAAUUAAUCGAUACCGAAUCGUCACGUGAAGCAUCGACACAUUGAUGAAUUGCACCCACCUCUAAAUUUUAAAUAUAUAUGUUGUGAUGAGGAUGUGCAUCUACAGCUACAUCCUGUGGAGUGUGUUGAAGUAUUUCUCCGCCCCUCUGCCUUUCACUGCACACAUACUUGCUAUGAAACAGUCUACCUAACAGAGAUUUGAUUACAUAAGUUAAGCUGUCUCAUUUCUUUCAGCCUCAUCAUAUACUUUUUGUUGACAGUGCAACUUCCUCCUCCUCACUGACACACUUUCAUAUUUACAAAGAGCAGCAGCAGCCGAACCACAACCGCCAGUAUCACACUCUUCACGCUUUCUGUUUCGCACAUUAAGCAGCCAGAGAACAAAGAGUUUCAGUGCGGAUGUGAAGGUCGUGUAGAGGGCCCUAAAUAUACAGACAGCACUUCUUUAAAGGUGCAGCACAUUGAAGUUUUAGUGGAAUAGAAGUUGACUUUGUUUUUUUGUGUCAUCUUCCCUUUUUUAAUUUCAACCUGCUCCUGCUACUUUGUCCCUGUUUCCUCUCCGUUCCCUUGGUUUUCCUCUUUAGUUCUCUCUCACUCCCAGCCCUCCUCUUGCUCUCCCUCUCCAGCUCUAAGCACGGAGAGUCUGUCCUCUGGCUCAGACCACAGCUCCUCCCAGGCCCCUUCGGGCGGCAGUGUCAGCAGCGAGCAGCCGCACGCCUUCACCAAAAGCGUCUCAGAGCCCUCCAUCUGUUCACCCUGUGAUCCUACAGCCCCUUCGUCCUCCUCUUCAAAUGAGCGGCUGCCUCAGCCCUCUCAGAGUCUCUACCCUUCUCCCAUGCCGUCAAAUGCCAGCUCAGCCCCGGCCACUCCACAGACAAGCCGCAGCAUGGGGACCAAAGCCCCUCCGAGACCCCCUGCAGCACCCAGUCCUUUGGCCUCUGGAGCCAGCCAGUCGCACAAUAAGGUAACUGUGAUUUUCGAAAUUUUCAUGUUUUUCUUCCAAUGAGAAGAUAGAUUUAGCAUUUAUUCCCGCUGUAUGUCUCUUUCAUUUUAGCGGAUAUGCAAGGAGAAUCCAUUCAACAGGAAAGCUUCCCCAUCCCCUGCUAAAUCCAAAACCAAACCACCAAAAGGCCCUCGACCCGCCAGACCUCCCGCACCAGGCCACGGCUUCCCUCUGAUCAAACGCAAGGUACAAACUCAAAACAACACGUGGACUAUGUUUUUAAAGAUAGAAUGAAUGGACGUUAAAAUGAUCUCAACAUCCAUCCAUCCAUCAGGUGCAGUCAGACCAGUACAUCCCAGUAGAGGACAUCCACGGGGAGAUGGGUCAGCUGGAGAAGCAGCUGGACGAACUGGAACAGAGAGGAGUGGAGCUGGAGAAGAAGCUGAGAGACAACCCAAAUGGUAACACCACAAACUACUUUAAAAAGGGUUUUGUUUUGGUUUUUUCAAAUCAAACAGAUCCCAGUAUUAUGCUGCUUUCAAGAUACCUCAGAAGUCAGAAGUCCGAGCUGGGAAUGACGUCACACCAGAGUUACCAGUGUUUCAAGUUUUGUUUUUUUCCAACUUGGCGCUGGUAAAUCGGGUGUGACGUCGUUCCCAGCUCGGACAUCUGACUUCUGAGGUAACUCGAAUGCGGCAUAACACUGCAAAGACACAAGACUAAGCGGUGCUCUGACUUCAGUAUCUCACAGGAGGGUAGACACACAAAAAAGUUUGAUAAGUAGCAAAUUUGUCAUAAAAGUGCGACAUAAUAGAAACACGUAUAUCUCUGUGUUUCUAAUUUUGUUUUCCAGAUGAGGACGAGGAGCGCCUGCUGGUGGACUGGUUCACCCUCAUCCAUGAGAAACACCUCUUAGUGCGGCGGGAAGCUGAACUGGUCUACACGUAAGUCUCUCAGAGUUCAGUGCCGAGGAGUCGUUUCUUGUUCAGAGGUUAUGCUGCGUUCCAGUUACCUCGGAAGUCAGAUGUCGGAGCUGGGAAUUGUGUUACACCCAAGUUGACGGCGGUCCAGUAAACAAAUUGGAAAACUAAGAAGGACGCCUACUCUUAGCUGUUGUUAGCUAUACCAGUUCUAAACAACGCAUAACACAGUAUUUUAAUCUUAGAAACACCAUAACACCAUGUUCACAGUUAGACGCUCGGCAUUAAAACAUACACCACUUGUUUAAUUUCACAAAAACUAAACAGAAGUGCUAAUAAAUGACACAUUACAAGAGCUUUCACUGUUACUCUUUACUGUUGAUGCACUGCGUAGCCAUCUUGGAUUAUGAUGUUGUCGUCAAGUUGGGGUUGGUGAGGAUUGUCCGACUUUCCGAGUAGGAAAUCCGACUUCAGGGGAGAGCUCCAGAUGAAUUUCCGACUCCGAAACUCGGAGUAUAACUGGAAUGCGCCUUUCCUCCCUCAUGCUUCUGUCGUUUGUGCAAAAACUCUCUUAGGGGGUAGUUGUAGGGUCUGUAAAGUUGUUUAACUGUUUUUGAUGUCAAAGCAAUAAUUGGUAUUAAAAUCUGCACAGAAUAAAGAGCUUCAAAUUCAAACCCUGUCAUCUAAACCUGUUACCGCUGCAUAUUUGGAGAGGUCUUUUAAUAAUUGUGUGUUUUUUGUUUGUUAAAGCCUUUUUUGUUAAGAUGUAUAACUUUACCUUUAUGUGUUAUUGUUGUUCUCUGCAGAGCAAAGCAGCAGAACCUGGAAGAGAGGCAAGCAGAUGUGGAGUAUGAGCUGAGGUGCCUUCUCAACAAACCAGGUGUGUUUAGUCUGAUGAUGAUCAUGACGGUAGAUUUAGAUGCGAAUGAGGAUUUUCCAGUUUUGCUCAAAUAUUCCCUCAUAGGAAAGUUGAUGAAAUAUGAUGUGCAUUUAUCUUUAUAGCAAUUAUCUUUGCUUUUAUUCAAAAACAUUAUCAGUUUCAAGCUCAUUAUCAUCCUUUUUUUUUUUUUCAGAGAAAGACUGGACGGAGGAGGACAAGAGUCGGGAGCAGGAGCUGAUGUCUGAACUGGUUACCAUCAUCGAACAGCGAAACCAAAUCGUCAACAACAUGGACCAGGACCGACAGAGGUGACUAAAACCUGACAGUGAUUUGUGUUACCAUGCACUGACAGAGUGUUACUAUCAUUGUACUCUGCAGCUACUAACCGUCAUUCUGCCACAGGGAAGAAGAGGAGGAUAAACUUAUGGAAGCCAUGCUCAAGAAAAAAGGUACGAUGAAGAGCAGCUGGUUAAAGAGUGUUAAAUAAAAGCUGCAUGUUCCCAGAAAAUAAUAAAAAGUUUCACUUGUGACUUUCUCCACUUUUGAAACAUAAAUCCUAAUGUUGUUUUCUUUCCCUUUUUUGUCUUAAUCAGACUUUCAUAAGGAUCCUGAGAGCGAGCAGCAGCAGCAGAAGAAGAAGAGCGCAAAGUUCAAACCCAUUAAGGUGCUCAAGAGGCUUAGCCAUAAAGGAGAACCGGGUAAAGGCCACAGCCCCCGCAAGGAAAAGUCCCCAUAGGACUGACAAGUUCCCCACCGAGGGGAUGUGAUACUUUUUUUUUUAACAAGACUAAAGAAAAUUAAAAGGAUACGAGGACAAACAAGCUCACCAGGUCAAGAUGAGGUCUCCUUUAACUGUAACCCAGUUACAGUUAAAGCAACCCAGAGUCCACACCCUGCCUCACAUCUGACUUUAAAGACGAUUUUUAAUCGCCUUUGCAUAUUUUUAAGAGAUGGUGUAUCAAAUGCGCCAAUAGCUGACAUGCUUGUUCACCGGUCUUGUCCAUGCAAGCACAGUACAAAGUGAUCCAUGCACUGAUCUGUUGCUUUUGCUUGCAUUGCGUAGCGUGUCUGACCCGUAGGCCUUUUAUCGAAGUUCAGCGAAGGUGUGGUCUCUGCCUUUGCUUUGGAUGAAGUUCAUUCCUGAUAUCUUUAAAUCCUUUCGUCAGCUUUUACUCCGUUCUGACUUGCACUUCUUGUGUCCUUGUUGAUUCCAAAGGUCAGUUGAUAGAUACCUGAGAAAGUUUGGUUGAAGCCUGUGGUACUAAUGAAAGAGUUUCAGAUGGACUGUGUGUGCAAUUUUGCAAUAUCUACCCUUGAAACAUACUAUCAACAACUGAUACCUAAGCUCCUCUAGCUGCUAUGCAAUGUCUGUGGUUUGCUUGGUUUCUUUGCUGUUAGCUCUGUUAAGGUGUGACUUUUGUAAAUGCAUAUCAUCUUGGACAGAUGAGGCUACAGUGUGUGUGUGUGUGUGUGUGUGUGUGUGUGUGUGUGUGUGUGUGUGUGUGUGUGUGUGUGUGUGUGUGAGUGUGUGUUGCAAAUCACUCAAGUAAGCUCUGGGUAGUCCUUCUGGAAGAACCAUAGACUGUAUAUAGUAUGGACAACUUGGCUCCACCUUCCAUUGUUACACGAAUUUGAGGGGAAUUGCUCUCGUUAUUUCCGGGAUUUUCUCCACUUCCUGGAACCACCACCUGCGCAGUAGCUUUGUAUGAAUUCGGCGGGAGAGUCGCUGUGAUGUCGCUCGGCUCAAACAGCGUAUCCUCCGGGUGAGCUACUGCGGCAUUCGAGUUACCUCGGAUGUCAGAGCUGAAAAUGACGUCACACCUGAGUUCCCACCCACCAAGCAUUUUUUGGUCUAAAAGAGGUCUAAUAGAUGUCUAAAUGUAGACGACUGGUCUAAAAUCAGGCUACCACAGGUCUAAAAGUGAAAGUUUUUAGGUGUCUAAAUUUAGACCAAGUUUAGACUAGCCGGUUAACAGAGGUCUAACUAUAUAUUGCUCAACGGCUAUCGUAAUUAUUUUGGUUAAGUACUUGGAGGUCAGUUAUGUAACUCACAGAUGCUUUUUGAAAUAAAUAGAUAUCGAAUAACGGGUUAAAGUGCAACAUCCAAAUUCUGUCUAAAAAUAUACAGAAUCUGGACGGUUGAAAAUAGGUCUAAAAACAAGAUGGCUACAUCUACGAAAGUUAUUUUAGCGCUUGCCUUAUAUUUGGACAAGACAAGCGCCAAAAUAACUUCCACUUUCGAUUUUGCUUUUUUCCGACUUGGUAACUGAAACACUGUAACUCGGGUGUGACGUCAUUUUCAGCUCGGACUUCUGACUUCUGAGGUAACUCCAAGCAGCAUACGUAAUCUUCGUAAAAUCAUGGGCUGUAUCAAGUGUCAAUCAUAGAAAACAUGAACCCCUGAAUAACUUUUAAAAAUGGAGCUGUACAGAAAAAAGAGGACUUGAGCACAAACCAGUCUUACAAUAACUACAUGUCAACAUCACAACCAGGGGAGAGAAAAAUUUAUAUUCUGUGUGAUUAAUUUCUAAAGUUUGUCCACAGCCCCAUAGAGAUUGCUGGAGGAGGCGGGAUUUAUGACCUAUACUGCAGCCCGUCACCAGAGGGUGCUGUUCACCCAUCGAGGAGGCAGACAGCGUCCAUUCUAUAUACAGUCUAUGGUAAGAACUGCCUGUAAGAGACGUAACGGUUCAAAGAGGUCAAACAUGCAUUUAUGAACAUUACAAAAAGCAAACCUUCAGUAUUUAAAGAAGUGUAGCAAAACAACAGUUUCAAACAUCGGGGGAAAGCUGAAUAUGCAAUCAUUAAUUUAUAUUUUACUCUGCCUUUCUGUUUGUUUCCAUGUGUUGCCUUAUUUUAGGUGGAUAGGAAACUAUGUUACUAUUGCCUAUAGUGCCAUUUAUUUAAUUGCUUAUAUGUAUGUGUAUCAUUUGGUGGAGAUGAUGUAAAUAUGUUAACUCAUUCUCUUCCUGUUUUAGCAUUAAUAUUGUCUUUUUUUUUGUCCUUCUUUUUAAACGGUUUAUUUGUGUUUCUUCUCUGUGCCUGCCUGCAAUCAAGGUUCUCUGUAGCACCAACUUAACUUUCUCCUAUAACAGUAGGAUUAUAAAGAAAACUGACACUGGAGGGCGAAAGAAUAAAAUACCUUAAUGCAAGAUGUU
Molecule: messenger RNA, 18560 nt
Organism: Xyrichtys novacula (pearly razorfish)
Lineage: Eukaryota; Metazoa; Chordata; Actinopteri; Labriformes; Labridae
Source: the annotation of a GenBank genome assembly